ACAUGGCGAAAGUUAUGUAUAUAACAUUUAUAUUUCUGUGUUUAUAUGCUUCAUCAGCUGACAGUACAUUACAAACUAUAAAUGGCACAAUUCAUGUGAGGAUUGGAACAACCGCAGGAUGUUCUGACGCUGCUAGAUUUAUUCAGAACCAAGUACCUCAAACAUAUGAAUUAUACAAGAAAUAUUUGGAGAUCGAAUUUGUGCCUUGGGGAAGAACUAGAAGAGAUGCUGAAGGUAAUCUCAUUUGUCAAUUCGGUGUAAAUGAUUGUUGGGCCAAUCGUGUUCAAAGAUGUGUUCUAAGCCUACUCGCUGGAAAUACAGAGGUUCAAAUAAAAUACAUGUUGUGUGAAUUUUCUCCUCCAUUCCCUGCAUUGCGGCAGAGGAGUCUAUUAUGUGCACAGUCUGUUGGCUUGAGUGUGAUUGAAAUAGAUUAUUGCUUAUCAACGACUGGAGACGCCCUGGAUGGCCCAGCCGAACUUGCUUCAGCAGCGGCUGUAGAAGCAAUUCGAUUUAUACCUUUCAUCGUUUUCAAUAAUAACAUUAAUGCUGACCAACAUGCCCAGGCAUAUAGAAGACUACAGAGCACAAUUUGCUUCGCUUUAGCAGAUGAUCCAACUACAGAAAUAACGCACUGUAAAAUUUAAUCUGUAAGAAUAUUUAAAAAUUAAAAAACCAAACGUUAUCGCGCAAUCAGGAAAUGAAACCUCCUCGUAAUUGGUGAUUUAAGAAAUAACAGUUUUAUCUUACUUGGCCCCAGCUCGGAUUUUCGUACUUUCAAGCUAAAUUUCAACAUUGUCGCCUUUUAAUUAACGAAGUUGGGUAAUUGACAAUAAUUGAGCAUU
Nymphalis io (European peacock) is the source of this 842-nucleotide messenger RNA. RefSeq lists its product as uncharacterized. The transcript has a single exon. Gene Ontology annotation, molecular function: oxidoreductase activity, acting on a sulfur group of donors, disulfide as acceptor. Bases 3 to 644 code for a protein of 213 amino acids. The record is from RefSeq and is a predicted model, not a curated record. Lineage: Eukaryota; Metazoa; Arthropoda; Insecta; Lepidoptera; Nymphalidae.